This is a messenger RNA of Paramuricea clavata, 4318 nucleotides long. NCBI's taxonomy places the organism in Eukaryota, Metazoa, Cnidaria, Anthozoa, Malacalcyonacea, Plexauridae. The record is from the annotation of a GenBank genome assembly.
GUCCCCUUCUCCUUAUACAAUACAGUUCCCACAUGAAUUGGUAACAUAUGGUGGAAAUGGUCAAGUGUUUUCUAAUUGGGCACAGGUGAGUCAGGAAUUCAGGAGUAUGCCAGGGAUUUGUCAAGACACAUAUUCAAUCUGACCAACCACCUGUCUCAGUGUAAACACAAGGGCCUUUGCUUGAUAGUUGCAUCUCUACCAAUGAAAGCUUGUUCAUAUUAUUGGCACUACCUACACUGGCACACACAAUUCAAGAUUAUAUCCAGAUAAACCAGCGAGAAUAGCACAAUCUAUACUAGCAAUAGUUCUGCAAACAAAUUAUGCGUAUUUGUAAACACGAACCUCAUGAUUUAUUUAUUUAUUUACUUUCAGUUUCGUCUGGUGAUGCAUUACCUAUCAAUCAUGACAGAUGAACAAACGCUGGUCAUGUACUCAGGACAUCCGUUAGGACUGUUUCCCAGUUCCCCAUCCAGUCCUCGCGCUGUCGUUACUAACGGAAUGGUAGGUACAUGUAGUGUAACACAGAAAACUCAAUAUUUUCUGAGGGCUGAAACAGAACGCGAAUUUUUCGGUACAUUUGUAGGUUGCUUUGUCAAAUAACUUAUUACCAAACGGCGGAUGCCUCACGCCCAAAGAAAUCUGCCUACGCGUUUUGCUGCUAAAAUAUCAAACUAUUAUUAGCUAUCCUCAGCAUAAUUCCUCGCGGACCAAAAACCAAGAUGUCAAUUUUAAAGCAUCCACGGUUUAGGUAAUAGCGCGUUUCUCUCUAUCGUCAUACAUCUUCCGAACUUCAAAUACUUCAACUUUUCUUAGAGAAGUAGGUAGGAACAUUAUUGUCAAUAGAAACUUGCCCUAUGCUAAUUUGUAGUCGACAACGUAGGUGAGUUGUGUCCUUGAUUUACACAGUACAACUCAAAUUGUAAGCAAGUUGCAUGCGACAGUUUUAGGCAAAAGUUGCGUGGUGUGAAUCGGCCUUGGACGUUACUUUUAUAGAGACUGGCCUAUGGUUAGUUAAAGUCGUUCAACUUUAUUUCACAGAUGAUUCCAAACUACUCCAGCAAAGAGAACUAUGAUAAACUGUUCGCCCUGGGAGUGACCAUGUAUGGCCAGAUGACCGCUGGUAGUUAUUGUUACAUUGGUCCCCAGGGUAUAGUCCAUGGUACCACACUCACUGUAUUGAAUGCCGCACGACGUCAUCUUAAUACGUCAGAGCUUGCUGGUCGUGUAUUUCUCACUUCCGGUCUGGGUGGCAUGAGUGGUGCCCAGGCGAAAGCUGCCACCAUAUGUGGUUGUGUUGGAGUCAUUGCUGAGGUGAGUGCUCGAAUUUUGGAAUUAAGUAAAUGACCUUUUCAAUGAUAAUGAGGUCAUCUUGAAUCCUAAUGCAUUGUGGUCUAGUGAUGGUAAAUACUACCGAGUGUCCCAAAAAAACUGGACACCGUUUGAUUUGAUGUAAUGUAAAAGCUAUAAAAGCUAUCGCGAUGAAAUAAAGAUCAUUGCAUUCAGAAAGGACUAACUUAGAUUUUGAUAUAUAACACUUGAAUUUACAUGCAAUACACCGUUCGAGUUUAAAUACUAUACCGUUUGAUUCAGGUCAAUAAAACUGCGCUGGAAAAACGCCAUAACCAGGGGUAAACAUUUUUUGAACAUCUUUAAAUUUUGCAAAGCAAUUUUAGACGAUAUAAUUGAUUGACAUAAUGCAGGGUUAUUGUGGUGAUGUAUAAAACAUUCUUCUUUUUUUGAAGGUGGCUGAUGGAAAUCGCUGACAGCCUUGAUAAAUGCAUUGAGAGAAUAAAGUAAGCACGACAUACCACUAUUAUGUACAUCCAAUCGUUUAUUCUUAAUCUUUGAAAAUAUUUUUAUGUGCAGGGAAGCAAGAAAAGAGAAGAAACCGUUAAGUCUUGGUUUUCAUGGAAAUAUCGUAGAUCUUUGGUAAGAACAAGAAGUUUCUGUUGGAUAUCCGCUGGAUACCUCGAGGAUACAUGUUUCUCAUAGUUAUAUCUCUGAGAAAAAAUUAUUUCCCAGGAAAUUCGGAAACGUUAAUUUGUUUCCCUUUUUGUUGCGGAAGAAAUGUCAUCUGGUUUGCCACUCUCAAAACAACCGAUAUUUUCUUUUUCUACAGGGAAAGGCUUGCAAGCGAGGAUGAGAUGUUAGUAGACAUGGGUUCAGAUCAAACCUCACUUCACAAUCCAUACAAUGGCGGCUACUAUCCAGCUGGGCUCACUUUUGAAGAAGCCAAUCAAUUGAUGACGAAUGAUGCGGGGAAAUUUAAGGAUGCUGUUCAAACGAGGUGAAGUUCGGGCCAUUGAAGGCACACAGUGGUUGGCGCAUGUGCGACCGAUUUAAAUUUGCAAUCCCCACAUUCAAUGAUAAUUUCGUUAAUACAAGACUUAAAUCACUUUAGUUUAAAACGACAAGUGGCCGCCAUUAAUAAGUUAUCAUCGCGAGGAAUGUACUUCUUUGAUUAUGGAAAUGCAUUUCUACUGGAAGCAAGCAGAGCUGGUAAGUGUUAUAAAUAGAAGAAAAGAGUACUAGUUGAAGAGUGUUUCUUAACACGUAGAAAAUAUUUGAUGUUAAGGUGCUGAUGUUGGUCUAAAAGAAGAUGGAACAUUUCGGUAUCCUUCUUAUGUGCAGGAUAUAAUGGGGUAUGUCCCUGAAAUACUUCAUUGAAGUAUAGGAUAAAUAUUUUUUCAAUCUUUUUUCUUCCAGUUUAUUUUUUUCAAUCAAUGCAUUGUACCUUCUUUACAUGCUUCCCUUCUAGUUUUCCCCGUCUCUUCGUUUGUAUUCCUGUGUAACUUUCAUUAAUCUUAUGUGUUUCAGCAAUAUAUUCUCACUUGGGUUCGGACCAUUCCGGUAAGUAGACACGUAUUCUCACUGAAUCAAUUCUAAGAAGUUUUAUGUCAAAGAUAAGUACAGCAUAGUUCUUGGAAUUUUGUUAAGGUGGGUUUGUACGUCAGGAUUUCCUGAAGAUCUCGAAGUGUCAGAUAAAAUUGCCACUGACGUUUUGGAACACAUCAUGAAACAAGGAGGUAAGAUCACUAAAGCCCCGUUUACACUACGCUCAAUUUUUGGUACGGCACGGAUAAAACUGGUACCCGCAUCACUGUUUUGGUUCUUGGACCACCUAUUUAGCUUAGCCCCGUUUACACUACGCUCAAUUUUUGGUAUCGUACCAUACCAAAAGUGGUACGGGUACCAAUUUUAUCCAUGCCGUACCAAAAAUUGAGCGUAGUGUAAACGGGGCUUAAGUUACAAGAGCGAAUCACAGGGCUCCGUUGGUUUGAACAUGGAAGCCAUGUUGGAAGAACAUUAACAAAAUACCAUUAGCAGCUAUUGUAUUUGGAGCGUGUUUUCCUCCAACACGGCUUGAUGACAACUUGCUACAAGGUUGAUGAGCUCAACAGACUUGUUACAAGUUGUUCCAACAAAUAACAACAUUGUUACAACUUGUUGACAAGCUUGUUGAUAAGUUGUGAGAUUUUUACGUGUGAUACAAGAUUUCAUAUUUUGCAUUCUGUGUCUAGUUCCAAAAGAAGUGAAACCACAGUAUGAAGACAACAUCAACUGGAUUAAGAAAGCUCAAGAAAAUAAGUUGGUUGUUGGUUCACAAGCUCGUAUUUUGUAUUCUGAUCAAAACGGAAGAGUGGCAAUCGCUCUGGCAUUCAAUGAAGCGAUUGCAGACAAGAGAAUUAAAGUAAGUGAAGAGAAAGUGAGAAGGAAGAUAUUCAACAGGGUACUCCACUUCGCAUUCAUAAGAAUUGGCUAUUAUCAACUGAAGCCCUUAAGAAUAUGAAGAAAUAUCUCUCCUAGCUUGCAACCUUAUAUUUGGCGUUUUCUUCAUAGGGUCCCAUCGUUGUAAGUCGAGACCAUCAUGACGUCAGCGGGACAGACAGGUAACUAUAGCAACAGUAUACCUUUCAUGAUCACCUCGAUGACCGGACAGUGUAUGGCAGUGUAUGCAUGGUUCUACUCCUGCAAUAUUAACAUUCUACGUAGGCUAGCCAGUUAGAAAAACACGGUUCUGCACAAGCUUGUGAGUACAAGCAGUAUUCCUGCUCAAGUCAUCGUCGAAAUGUUUCAUUGCUUGUUUCUUUGUUUCCCAGCCCAUACCGAGAGACAUCGAAUAUUUUUGAUGGGUCCAAUAUUUGCGCAGGUAAACUACAGUAUUUCAUGAAUUUGAUUGAACAUUAUUCAUUAAUGAUUGUAAUAAAACAAAUCGAUAUGGUAUUUUUAAGACAUGGCUGUACAAAACGUCAUCGGUGAUUCAUUCCGCGGCGCAACUUGGGUGAGCCUGCACAAUGGUGGUGGCGUUGGUUGGUAA